Eptesicus fuscus (big brown bat) is the source of this 681-nucleotide messenger RNA. It is a transcript of the gene ERAS, whose product is annotated as ES cell expressed Ras. Gene Ontology annotation, biological process: Ras protein signal transduction. The record is from RefSeq and is a predicted model, not a curated record. The transcript has a single exon. Lineage: Eukaryota; Metazoa; Chordata; Mammalia; Chiroptera; Vespertilionidae. Gene Ontology annotation, cellular component: plasma membrane. The coding region runs from base 1 to 681 and encodes 226 amino acids. Gene Ontology annotation, molecular function: GDP binding; GTP binding; GTPase activity.
AUGGCGCGCCCCAAAAAGCCUAGCAUGCUUGAUCUGGGCCUGGGCACCUGGAGCCCUGGCACCCAGGAGGAGAGUCGCAAGGCUCCGGCACCUUCCAGGGGCCAGCAGCUGCCCGAGUACAAGGCGGUGGUGGUGGGCGCGAGUGGGGUGGGCAAGAGUGCACUGACCAUCCAGCUGAACCACCAGUGCUUUGUGGAAGACCACGACCCCACGAUCCAGGAUUCCUACUGGAAGGAGGUGACCCUGGACCACGGCGGCUACAUUCUGAAUGUGCUGGAUACAGCCGGGCAGCCCACUCACAAGGCCCUGCGUGACCAGUGCCUGGCUGUUGGGGAUGGUGUGUUGGGUGUCUUCGCCCUGGAUGACCCGUCAUCUCUAACCCAGCUGCAGCAGAUGCGGGCCACCUGGGGCCCUCACUAUACCCGGCCCCUGGUCCUCGUGGGCAACAAGUGCGACCUUGUGACCACCGCUGGAGAUGCUCAUGCUGCGGCCGUAGCUCUGGCCAAGAGCUGGGGGGCCCCCUUCGUGGAGACCUCAGCCAAAACGCGGCAAGGCGUAGAGGAGGCCUUCGCCCUGCUCAUCCACGAGAUCCAGAAGGUUCAGGAGGCCGUGGCAAAGGAGGCUGAGACUAAGUCCCGCCAGCAGAAGACCACGUGCCACUGCGGCUGCUCUGUGGCCUGA